UACAUAUGCCCCCGCAACGCAUGCGCAUUCGCUUACUGUGGUUCGACCUCUGCAGUCGAGAGACCCGGGUUUAUACCAGACUUGACCAAACCGGUUACAAAACUACUUGAAGAAGAAAAUGUACGCCUGUGCGAAGUUUGUUUCCUCCCCGGCUCUGGUCCGUGCUGGUUCCCGGGCUCUUUACAGACCCCUGUCUGCCUCUGUGCUGUCCAGGCCUGAGGUCAACACAGAGAAUGCCGUUGCUCUGAUGCCACAAAGCCCCCUCACUCAGGUCACACUGAGGGGCUUUCAGACAAGCGCUGUCAGCCGGGACAUCGACACCGCUGCUAAGUUUAUUGGUGCCGGAGCUGCCACAGUCGGUGUAGCUGGAUCUGGCGCGGGAAUCGGGACUGUGUUUGGCAGUCUGAUCAUCGGCUAUGCUAGGAACCCAUCCCUGAAGCAGCAGCUGUUCUCCUAUGCCAUCCUGGGAUUUGCCCUGUCUGAAGCCAUGGGACUGUUCUGUUUGAUGGUCGCUUUCCUUAUCCUGUUUGCCAUGUAAAACUCUGCUGUUCAACUUUCAUUACAGAUGUGACUACACUUUAUUCUGGCAUCCUAAAUUGUUCCGUGUUAGUGUCAUGGAAAUGUACAUUUUCAAGGCUCUUGGGCACUGUCAAAAUGAGCAAAGACAUGUAUUGUACAAAUGUAAGAAAUUACUUGAUUAAAAUACAUGUAUUUGACUAUUUAACAGUUGCGCUAGAAUUAAUGUCUGCAACGCUGCUGACCAAAAGCAUCUUUUUGGAAUGACUUCUGUGAUUUAGUACAAAAGACUUGCUUCCUUAAAGCAUCACAUGGAAGCUUUUUUGGGUCCACCACCUACUUGACGCAUUAGUGUAACUUCAAUAUUUCUGGUUUUAGGCACAGGGGAGUGUUUGCUUUUGUAAAUGGCAUUGAAUAAAUUAGAAAGUUUUUAAAAUGAC
This is a messenger RNA of Entelurus aequoreus (snake pipefish), 956 nucleotides long. It is a transcript of the gene atp5mc3a, whose product is annotated as ATP synthase membrane subunit c locus 3a. Gene Ontology annotation, biological process: proton motive force-driven ATP synthesis; proton transmembrane transport. The transcript has 5 exons. Gene Ontology annotation, molecular function: proton transmembrane transporter activity. Lineage: Eukaryota; Metazoa; Chordata; Actinopteri; Syngnathiformes; Syngnathidae. Bases 119 to 538 code for a protein of 139 amino acids. The record is from RefSeq and is a predicted model, not a curated record.